AUGCGAACUAUAUCCUCGCUCGACUCGCCGCCUGUUCACCUCCAGAUGCCUCCUGCCACCAUCACCGACAGUCAUGUCCACCUCGCUCCACCGUUAACCCACCAUGAUUUAUCUCGCUCACCGUCUCCACAGUCGGAUCUCAGCUUACUCGUCUCUGAUCGCCACCACCCUCCUCUGCACUCUGCAGACCCUGCCAUUUUACACGCCACGGAUCCAUCUGGACGUACGGCGUUGAGUGUCCACUCCCUACUGACGGGUCCUCAUCAGGCGCCCUCGAACACUAGGACGCAGACGACCUGGUCUUCACCUAUGCCUCCGCCGCCUCCCCCGCGCGACGGCAAUGCAGUCCCUGGUCCUUCUACCCCCACACAACGACCUAACAAACGCAGGCUGGACGCGUCUGACGGUGAGGACCCGGCCUCCAAGAUUAGACGCGUCGUGCGAGACCACGUUACGCAGGACCCUGCUCGUGUGCUACCAAUGACGACAGUUCUUUGUCUGCACGCUGCAGUUGCUCAGAAGUCGUACGGGACUGAGAAGCGCUUCCUGUGCCCGCCUCCUGUCGUUCAUAUCGAAGGACCAGACUGGCACCUAAAACAGCAGCAGCUUUCCAUGGCGGUGGUGUCCGAGGGAGGUGAUCGAGGCUGCGAACAGAAGGCCCCCCUCGAUCAUAACCUGACCGCCAGCUUCAAAUUUCUGCACGUGAACGGUACUGCUAAGGCGAAGAGCUUCCAACUCUCUCUGGACAUUGCUGAACCACCACCUCCUGUACAGGAAGGAAGCGAUCCUGGUCGUGGGCGAGUCUGGGCAUCAUUUGAUUCUGCGCCCGUCACUAUCAUCUCAAAACCAUCGAAGAAGACGGCGAAGACACGCAACAUCUCGUCAUGCAUCCUUGCGGGGGGACCCGUCUCCCUAUUUAAUCGCAUCAAUUCUCAGACCGUACGAACUAAAUAUAUGACUGUUGACAACAGUCAAUUAUGCGCUAGCAAUGUUUCCUGGUCAGCAUUCAACGUCAAUGUCAUUCGUUCUACAGCGUCCCCGCUGCCAGAAUCUCACGUCGCAGGAGGGCCUCAGCCCGUGACAUACGGGAGCGAGGUUGUAUUGGCGGAUACGGUCUCCGGGACACAAACCGCUCCUCUCAUAAUUCGUAAGGUGGACAAGGGUAGGAUCGUGCAAGACGAUAACGGUCCUGUGAGCCAGAUGCAGAAGGUCGCUUUGCAAAGGAAGGAUGAUGACGGCUCAAGACAGUACUUGUCUGCGGCUGGCCCGAUGCCCGGGACACCUGGUACUGUUGUACCGCCUACGCCAGGGUUAUCAAACCAAGCUGGUUCCCAUCCUCUACUGUUCCAAGCACCCCGCUCACGCGAAGAGAUAAGAGACGGAGGAUUGAGCUUCAUGUACGACGAAGUGGAUGACUACCUCUGCUGGACGAUUGUCGGGAUUUCAAAGUUCCAGUACACUUUUUUUGACGCGCUUGGUCAGAACAGCACCAUCCCGGACCUCCCCAUUACCCCUUUCCCUACACUGUUUUCGGCGCCGCUUUAUCGCACACAAAGCCAUACGAUGGAACUCACCGCAUCUAAUUUCUUCUAUGAAAAUCCAAAAACGAGAACGCAGUUACCCCUCGACAUAUAUAUUGGCAAUAUCGGACCUCUGCGCUUUCGUAUAUAUCCGCCACCAGAUCCUGAGACAUCGAUGGGAAGUGCUCAUAAUGUGUUUAUGCAGCCUCCGACUGAACCAACACAUGGUCCGAAUGGAGAGCCGCUUCCUCCCUUCGUCCCGAUGUUUAUUCCUACUGCUGCACGCUACAUGCCUAUGGGAGCGACGCAUACUAUCCUCAUAGUGGAGAUGCCCCCCAUCAACAAUAUUCUCAAAUCGUUGAUGGAAGACGCGUUGUCUACGGAGGAGAGCGACGGCGAAUCCCCUAGAAGCGGAGAGGCGACAUCGGCUGGCCAGCGAAAGGUGGAUGCCAGCUCGAUUAUUGGACGGAGCCUUCCUAUACUCUUCAUUCGCUCGUUCGAUGGCGUUGGAUAUCAUUCUGGCCGGGCGGUGCAGGCUGAAAACGUGUUCCAGAAUAUUGAUCUGAGUGGCCCAAAUCCUGCGACAAGUGCUAUGGACCCGAGUUGGAUUUCGGCGGCGCACCACGCAGCGUCUACUGUCGACGGGGGAUUGCACGGAUGGACGAUCCGAGUGAUCUGA
Molecule: messenger RNA, 2199 nt
Organism: Sparassis crispa
Lineage: Eukaryota; Fungi; Basidiomycota; Agaricomycetes; Polyporales; Sparassidaceae
Exons: 5
Coding region: 1-2199 (732 amino acids)
Biological process (GO): regulation of transcription by RNA polymerase II
Cellular component (GO): nucleus
Molecular function (GO): RNA polymerase II cis-regulatory region sequence-specific DNA binding; DNA-binding transcription activator activity, RNA polymerase II-specific
Source: RefSeq, a predicted model, not a curated record